AUGCAGGGUGCCGGGGGCGCCCGUCUUGGCAGCCACGGGGGUGCUAGCGACCGACAGGGGCCGGGCCUGUGCCGGGGUGAGAUCGAAUUCGGAGGGUCUGGGAAGAAGCGAGGCAAGUUAGUGAAGGUGCCCAGUGGCGUGGCCCCGUCUGUGCUCUUUGACCUUCUGCUGGCCGAAUGGCACCUGCCGGCCCCCAACUUGGUGGUGUCGCUGGUGGGCGAGGAGUGGCCCUUCGCCCUGAAGCCGAGGCUGUGGGACGUCCUGCGCAAGGGGCUGGUGAAGGCGGCUCAGAGCACACGUGCCUGGAUUCCGACCAGCGCACUCCGUGUGGGCCUUGCCCGGUACGUCGGACAGGCUGUGCGUGACCACUCACUGGCCAGCACGUCCACCAAGGCCUGCGUGGUGGCCAUCGGCAUCGCCUCAUUGGGCCACGUGCUGCACCGUCGGCUUCUGGACGACGCCCAGGAGGACAGCCCUGUCCACUACCCCAUGGACGAUGGUGGCAACCAGGGCCCCCCCUGCCCCCUGGACAGCAACCACUCUCACUUAAUCCUGGUGGACCCGGGCACCCCUGGGGAGGUCAAUGAGCCCACGGAGCUGCGGCUGAGGCUGGAGAAGCCCAUCCCAGAGCAAAGGACUGGCUACGGGGGUGAGGGCAGCAUCGAGAUCCCCGUCCUCUGUCUGCUGGUCAACGGUGACCCCAGCACCCUGGAGAGGAUUUCUAGGGCCGUGGAGCACGCCGGCCUGUGGCUGACCCUGGCGGGCUCGGGGGGCACCACCGACGUGCUUGCUGCCCUGAUGAGCCAGCCCCGCCUCCUGGUGCCCCAGGUGGCCGAGAAGCAGUUUAGAGAGAAGUUCCCCAGUGAGAACUUCUCCUGGGAGGACAUCGUGCACUGGACAGAACUGCUGCGGAACAUCACCUCCCACCCGCACCUGCUCACCGUGCAUGACUUCGGGCAGGAGGGCCCCGAGGAGCUGGACGCGGUCAUCCUCAAGGCGCUGGUGGAAGGUGAGGCCUGCUCCACCCACAGCCAGGAGGCGCAGGACUGCCUGGAUGAGCUGAAGCUGGCCGCGGGGGAGCGCGCGGACAUCGCCAGGAGCGAGAUCUUCAACGGGGACGUGGAGUGGAAGUCCUGCAACCUGGAGGAGGUGACGAUGGACGCUGUGAGCAACAAGCCCGAGUUCGUGCGCCUCUUCGCGGACAGUGGCACCGACGUGGCGGACUUACUGACGUGCGGGCAGCCGCAGCGGCUCGACUGCUCGGGGCCCCCCAGGAGCCUGCUCUUCAGCCUGCUGCAGCGUGAGCACGAGGAAGGCCGGCUGACGCUGGCCGGGCUGGGCGCCUGGCAGGCCCGGGAGCCGCCCGCCUUCUCCCUGCACGAGGUGUCGCGGGUGCUCGAGGACUUCCUGCGCAACGCCUGCCGUGGGCUCUACCAGGCGGUGAGCUGUGAGCGGGCGGCGGGGCCGCGGCUGCGGGCUGACGCCCCCGUCCUCCAGGAGCAGGGCCCGGCCCGGCGGCCCACGGGCCAGAAGGGGCUGCUGGACCCGAACCAGAGGAGCAAGAGCCCCUGGAGGGACCUGUUCCUGUGGGCGGAGCUGCAGAACCGCCACCAGAUGGCUACCUACUUCUGGGCCGUGGCCCAGGAGGGCAUGGCAGCCCCUCUGGCCGCCUGCAAGAUCCUCAAAGAGAUGCCCUACCUGGAGACGGGGGCCGAGGUGGGCCGCACCCUGCGAGAGGCCAAAUACAAGCAGCUGGCCCUGGGAGAGCGGCCGAAGCAAAACCCCGCUUCCUCAGCUCAGCCCUCCCGGACCCCCGAGCCUGGCCUCCCCCAUCGAAGGGACUUCCUUCCCCAGCAGGAUGGAGCCUCCAGGGGACUCCAGGAGCCAGGGCUGGGAGGGGCGAUGCUUUCGCUGAACCUGGAAGGGCAGGCCUGCAGCGGUCACAGCAGGGCAGAGGCCUUCCUGACCAAGAUCUGGUGGGGGGACAUGGCCUCGGGCACGCCCAUCCUGCGGCUGCUGGGUGCCUUCCUCUGCCCGGCCCUCACGUAAACCAAUCUCAUCACCUUCAGGUCUGAGGCCCCUCUAAGGAUGGGCCCAGAGGACCUGCAGGGGCUGCACAGCCUGGACACGGAGAAGAGGCUGCUCUGUGGCCCGGGCAGUGGGGUGGAGCAGCUGGCCAAGGCACCAAGGACUCAGGGCAGCCGAGGCCCACGAGCUGCCUUCUUGCUCACGUGCUGGCGGAAGUUCUGGGCGGCACCCGUGACCGUGUUCCUGGGGAACAUGGUCAUGUACUUUGCGUUCCUCUUCCUGUUCACCUACGUCCUGCUGGUGGACUUCAGGCCCCCUCCCCAGGGGCUGUCGGGGGCUGAGGUCACCCUCUACUUCCCGGUCUUCACGCUGGUGCUGGAGGGGAUCCGGCAGGGCUUCUUCAUUGAUGAGGACGCGCAGCUGGUGAAGAAGUUCACUCUCUACGUGGAGGACACAACGGGGACAAGUUGACACAUGGUGGCCAUCUUCCUGUGCAUCGUCGGUCCUGACCCCCGCCCUGCCGGGACGCUGCCCUUGCUGUUUGAGGCCGGCCGCACGAUCCUCGCCACCGACUUCACGGUGUUCACGCUGCGGCUUGUCCACAUCUUUGCCAUCCACAAGCAGCUGGGCCCCAAGAUCACCACCGUGGCGCGGGUGAUGAAGGACGUCUGUUUCUUCCUCUUCUUCCUGAGUGUGUGGCUUGUGGCCCACGGCGUGACCAGCCAGGCGCGGCUGCACCCCCAUGACGGGCGCCUGGAGCGGAUCUUCCGCCGUGUGCUCUACCGGCCGUUCCUACAGAUCUUCGGGCAGAUCCCCCUGGACGAGAUCUAUGGUCAGCAUGCAGCCUGGGGAAGCCCUCGUGAACUGCCGGAGGACCCGCCCUCCUGCCCCAACCUCUACGCCAACUGGCUGGUCACCCUCCUGCUGGUCACCAACGUGCUGCUCAUGAACUUGCUCACUGCCACGUUCAGCUACACGUUCCAGGCGGUGCAGGGAAACGCGGACACGUGCUGGAAGUUGCAGCGCUACCACCUCAUCGUGGAGUACCGCGAGGCCCCGCCCUUCGUCCUCCUCAGCCACCUGAACCUGGUGCUCAAGAGGUUCUUCCGGAAGGAGGCCCGGCAGAAGCGGGCGCGCCUGGCUGAGGCCUGGGCUGCACUCAGCUGCCCGGACCGAGGGGUGGGGCAGCCGCCUGGCCUUCCCCUGGACCAGAAGAUGGUCACCUGGGAGGCGGUGCAGGAGGAGAACCACCUGAGCAAGCCGGAGAAGCGGAGGAAGGACAGCGGGGAGGAGCUGCUGCGGAAGACGGCCCACAGGGUGGACUUCGUAGCCAAGUACCAGGGCCUGAGAGACCAGAAGCAGCAGGUCAAGCAUCUGGAGUCUCAGGUCAGCUACUGCACAAUGCUCCCCUCCUCCACGGCCGGCACGCUGGCCCGCAGGCCUACUAGAAGCCCCAGGCCCCAUGGGCGUGCUGGCCCGCCCCCACCUCCAGUGGAGCCCCCCAAGGAGGAUGUGGCUCGGGACUUUGCCAAAAGGAACCGCUUGCUGCCCUGCCCGGCACCUUCCCUGGACAUGCUGGGCCCCAGGUGCAGCGGUGUGUCGUGGGCCCUCCCUGACAGGUAA
Molecule: messenger RNA, 3651 nt
Organism: Kogia breviceps (pygmy sperm whale)
Lineage: Eukaryota; Metazoa; Chordata; Mammalia; Artiodactyla; Physeteridae
Source: RefSeq, a predicted model, not a curated record